This is a messenger RNA of Apis mellifera (honey bee), 596 nucleotides long. Its product is annotated as UPF0602 protein C4orf47 homolog. Lineage: Eukaryota; Metazoa; Arthropoda; Insecta; Hymenoptera; Apidae. The transcript is spliced from 3 exons. The coding region runs from base 1 to 582 and encodes 193 amino acids. The record is from RefSeq and is a predicted model, not a curated record.
AUGCCUAAGAUAAAACGCGAAUUACCUCCUUUGGGUAAAGAAUUUGGAAAAAGCGAUCUCGAUAGAAUUGGAUAUUUUCACGAACCACGCGUGUCGCCUUUCGACAAAUACAAAGGAGUUCCUGUUAAGUUUCGCGAAGGUAUCGAGAAAGGGCGUCAAAUGAUUGCUGGGCCACCACUUAAACUGUUUGAAGAGAAAUUUAUGAGAAUUUUCGAGGGAGAAGCAUUAAGCCAACCUGAUACAUCGACCGUUUCGCAGCUUGUACCGGUCAAACGUGUUAUAUGGCCAUCAGCCCCUGCCAAGAAGCAUUCGACACCUGGUGAUUACUAUGGGUGUUUCGAGAAAAUCUCUUACUUCAGCCCCGCGUUGAUAAAGCCAAAGAAACCGAGACCCGAAUUACCAAAUGUGAGAAUCAAACCUAAUCCUCGAGGUGGUCCAGGAUAUGCUAACAUUUGUCUCAGCCCGUUUCCAGCUUAUUCUCCUGAACCUUAUGAUCCACCAGACAAGAAACCUAAAGGUAAUGACACUGCGUGUUUAUUUCAAUUUAGGAAGACUCAUAUUAUGCGAUUUAUUUUCAAGUAAUUAUUAUUUCAAUU